AUGGCUGAUAAGAUGGACCGUGGCCUUGACGAGAUCAUCGCCGAAACUCGCAGCAAUCGGCCUCGCAACCAACGCGGCCAGGGUCGCCGGCGUGAGCCGCGCCAGGAUUACCCUCGCGACGGCGUCAGAAAGGUUGAUCUAUCCUCCCUCUCAUCCUCCAGUGAUGCCUCCUCGACCUCUACAACCCUCCUCGCAACUCGUCCUUCGGUGCUCGGAGCUUUUAGCAUCCCUCCCACAUACAGUCCUUCCGAGACGAAUCGCGAAACCUCGACAGGUAACAGCAGUCACACCUCUUAUCCCGUCCAGUUGCUGAUUGGAGAUAGUGAAUGGGUCCAUGACCGAUACGAAGAGAACAACGGUCGCAGAGGACCCGCUCCACGCCGACGCCGCGAGUCUCCUGACCAGGAGUCCAGAGGCUCAAAACUGAGAGUCGACAACAUCCACUAUGACCUCACCGAGGAUGACCUCGAUGAGCUCUUCCGCAGAAUUGGCCCUGUUGUUCGACUUCAAUUGCGAUAUGACCGCGCCGGACGAUCUGAGGGAACAGCCUACGUGACCUACGAGCAGAAAGAAGACGCUCAAGAGGCCGUCCGACAGUUUGAUGGCGCCAAUGCCAACGGACAACCUAUUCGAUUGACACUUCUUCCCAGUGGCCCUGCAAGAAACCCCUUCGAUACAGCUGUCAUGCCCAGUCGCCCCUUGGCAGAGCGCAUUUCAGCCCCAGGAGACAGGGCACGAUCUCAUUCACCACACCGCCGGUACGACGAGGACGAAGCAGCUCGCAAGGGAAUUGAUAGAUAUGUUCCUGGGCAAGGAGGUGAUCGGAGGAGCCCAAUGCCCCGGAGGCGCGGCCAGGGUGGUCGUCGUCCCGGAGCUCGUAGAGAGGGUGGUGGCAGAGAAGGAGGAAGGGAUCAGGAGGGAGGCCGUGGUGGGCGAGGUAACCCUCGCACCAAGAAGACGCAGGAAGAAUUGGAUGCGGAAAUGGCGGACUACUUUGGCGGAGGCAACGCGCAAACCACGGAGCCAUCCAACGGAACCGAGGCAGCCCCUGCCCAGGCUCAGGCUCAAGCUCCAGCCGCUGCAGUCGACGAUAUCGACAUGAUUGAGUAA
Messenger RNA from Fusarium falciforme, 1110 nucleotides. Its product is annotated as RRM domain-containing protein. Gene Ontology annotation, cellular component: nucleus. The coding region runs from base 1 to 1110 and encodes 369 amino acids. The transcript is spliced from 8 exons. NCBI's taxonomy places the organism in Eukaryota, Fungi, Ascomycota, Sordariomycetes, Hypocreales, Nectriaceae. Gene Ontology annotation, molecular function: mRNA binding. The record is from RefSeq and is a predicted model, not a curated record. Gene Ontology annotation, biological process: mRNA export from nucleus.